GAGGUGUGGCCAGAAGUACCCAUUUCCGCUUAGAUCUUCACGUGGUUAGCUGUUGUUAUCGUUACCAGGACGCCGUGAGAGUUUGGGUUCUGAACUUGGGGAAUUCUGCGCGUCCGUGGGCGGAAGUCGCGUCCGGGCGAGCUGUGCGCAGCGCUCUCUGCGGUGCAGGGCGAGAUUCCUGGGUCGCGCCAAGUCAUUCAUAGCACAACCAAGCUGAGUUCUGCUAGUCAGCUCUACUCAGAGGCUCCACAUGCUCACUCGUAUCCUGCGGAAGUCCAAGACCUUGAGUAGACACCACAGAGGACAUGUCUACUGAUGUGAAUUUCUGCCAGAAGCCCCAGAGACUGGAAGCAGAGGAGCAGGAUGGGGCAUGUGCGAGAUUGGUAUCCUUUGAGGAUGUGACUAUGAACUUCAGCCAGGAAGAGUGGCAGUACCUGAACCCUGCCCAGAGACGCCUGUACCAGGACGUGAUGCUGGAGGUCUACAGUCACCUCUUGGCAGUGGGGUAUCCCAGGCCAAGGGCCAACUUCAAGAUGAAGAAAGUUGAUUUCUCACACCAGAGGUGUCUUUGUCAAGGGGAAUCACAGCGUGACGCAGCACAUCAAGUUUGGAAAGCUGCGUUUCCAAAUGAUGUGUCAAAAGAAAUCACUAAAUGUGAUUCAUACUGUUCCAUUAUAGAGGAACCGGGGCAAGAUGGUGACCCUACAAAAGCAGAUCAGCAAAACCAGGUCCCACUCCUCAACCCGAAAACACUGAGAAGUGACUAUAGUUGUGAGUGUGAAGGAACUGGGAGAUCCAUUCCUGUAGACCGCCUCCUCAUUUCUACCCAGAAGAGAUUUCCAAAAUGCUGCUCAGUAGAAAAAACUGUGCAGCCCAACUCUAACCCGCAAGCAAACAGUGAACACCAGAGCAGUUCCACAAAGCAACCUAAUGGCACUGUUGAACGCUGCCAGCUCUUCACACAAGACCCUUCUAAUGCUGUGUGCACAGUUCCUAACAGGGAAGAGAAAGCAUUUAAAGGUGAAGAGUUUGAAAAAAUUCUCAGCCCUAAGCAACCACUUCUGCAGCAUGAAAUUCUUUCUCAGGACCAGCCAGCUGAAUAUACCAAACACAUUGCUUUGUGUCAGGAGCAAAUCACCAGCGCUAUAGAGACACCUUUUAUUUGUCACAUGUGUGGAAAAUCCUUCCUUCAGAAGUCUCGGUUGAGUUCUCAUCCAGGGACAAAUGGAGGAGAGACGGCUGAAUGCCCUGACUGUGUGGAAUCACUGACAAGUCCUCCAUCCAGCCUGCGGCUGCAUCCCACAGUCCACACAAAGGAGAAGCCCUACAAGUGCCAUGUGUGUGGGAAGCCCUUCAGCUAUGCAUCUCACCUGAAGGUGCAUCUUCGAGUACACACAGGGGAGAGACCUUAUGCCUGUUCUGACUGUGGGAAGGCCUUCAGCCAGAAGUCAGUCCUCACCACACAUCAGAGAACUCACACUGGGGAGAAGCCUUACACGUGUAGCCACUGUGGGAAAAUGUUUGUUUAUGCGUCAGACCUGAAGAAGCAUAGUCGGUUUCACACAGGGGAGAAGCCCUAUGAAUGUCCUGACUGUGGGAAGUUGUUCAGCAAUAAAUCCCACCUGCCCGUGCAUCAUCGAAUUCACACUGGUGAGAGACCCUACAAAUGCUGUGACUGUGGGAGGUCGUUCAGAAGGAAAUGUCACCUUAAGAUACACAGCCGAGUACACACUGGUGAGAGACCGUACAUGUGCUCGGACUGUGGGAAGACCUUCAGCCACAGUUCAGUUCUCAGCACACAUCAGAGGAUUCACACUGGGGAGAGGCCUUACACGUGCGGUGACUGUGGGAAAGCCAUGUCGUCUAAAGCCCAACUGAAUGAGCACCAAAGAACCCACACGGGGGAGAAACCGUUUGUGUGUAUCGAAUGUGGGAAAGCGUUCAGUGGCAGGUCUUCUUUGCAGGUGCACCGUAGAACUCACAGCAGUGAGAAACCUUUCCUCUGUGACAGAUGUGGGAAAGGCUUUCUGCGCAAGUCACAGUUGUCAUCUCACCAACAAACUCACGCUGCUGAGAACCCUUAGUGCUGUAUGUGUGUGCAGUUUGCCUCAUACAUAUCAGCUGAAGGUGAACCAAGUUGAAAUGGAAGAAGAUGUUGCGGGUACUUGACUAGGAAAGUUUUCAACAACUGAAGGCUCGCCUGGUUCGUUCUGUGUGGAGAGACCUGAGGUGGGUUUUGAAUGCAGAAAGUCCUUCAGACACAAGUCAGGUUUCAGUAGACGCAGGGACUCCUACCUCACACUGUUCUUACUUACAGAUACUGUGAGCAUAUGGAAGGCUUUACCACAGUCAAUUCCUUGUCAAUAUUUUUUUAACUUUCCUUUUUUGGGGGUGGGGUUUCCAAGACAGGGUUUCUCUGUGGCUUUGGAGGCUGUCCUGUAACUCACUCUGUAGACUAGGCUGGCCUCAAACUCACAGAGAUCUGCCUGCCUCUGCCUCCCUAGUUCUGGGAUUAAAGGCAUGUUAACUUUUUAAUUUUUGUAGACAGUUUUUCUUUGAGACCAACAGCUCAUAAAGAAUGACACAGACUUAUCAUUAAUAUGGAAACUCAGCUGAUAGCUUAGUCUUGUUUCUAAUAAUUGGCUCUUAUAACUUAAAUCAACCCAUUUUUAUAAUUUGCUUUCUGCCUUGUGGCUUUUACCUCAUCUCAUAAUGUCUAUCCUGCUAGCUCUGCCUGCCCUUCCCAGCCGCCCCUGUGCCUGGAAAUCCUGUCUAGCUACUGGCCAUUCAGCUGUUCAUUAAACCAGUCACAGUGUAAAGGAAUAUUCCACAACAGUUUUGUGUCUCUCACAUCAUGCAUCUUGAUCCUGUUCAUUUCCUAUCCCUUUGUAUCCACCCUCUGCCCUUGCAACCACCCCCUACCCCAAAUAAAAUAAAAAGAAAGGAAAGCCAAUCUUGUCAUGGAAGCUGUAGUGCGACACAGUGAGUUGUGCAGUAAACCCUUUUGUCCAUGUAGUUUUACUUGAAAUCGUUCAUUGCAAGGAGUCCAGUGGUCAGGUUGGAGGCCUCUGGUUUCUGCUGCACUAUCAAUGCUGGCCCCUCACAGGGAUUCUUGGAUAUCCUGUUGCCCUGUGUCAUAGAGAUCUACAACUUUGGGUCUUAUCCAUGUUAUUAAAUAAAGAGACCUAAUUAUA
This is a messenger RNA of Mesocricetus auratus (golden hamster), 3194 nucleotides long. RefSeq names its product zinc finger protein 175. Gene Ontology annotation, molecular function: DNA-binding transcription factor activity, RNA polymerase II-specific; RNA polymerase II cis-regulatory region sequence-specific DNA binding. The record is from RefSeq and is a predicted model, not a curated record. NCBI's taxonomy places the organism in Eukaryota, Metazoa, Chordata, Mammalia, Rodentia, Cricetidae. Gene Ontology annotation, biological process: regulation of transcription by RNA polymerase II.